GGGCGACUGGUACUGGGAGUGCUCCACCCCACCCGGCGGGGGCGGGGUCUGCGGCGUCCGUGGGCGCCCCCAAGUGGCGGCGGGUGGCGCCGCACAGAGUUCGCUGCUUGGACCGGGACCGAUGCCAUCUGAGACGCACGCGAUGCUGGCGACGCUGGCGAGGGUGGCAGCUCUGCGCAGAACCUGCCUCUUCUCCGGCCGGGGCGGCGGGAGGGGGCUGUGGACUGGCCGCCCGCAGUCAGAUAUGAACAAUAUAAAGCCAUUGGAAGGGGUAAAAAUUCUGGAUCUAACAAGAAUCCUGGCGGGACCUUUUGCUACUAUGAAUUUAGGAGAUCUUGGAGCAGAAGUUAUAAAAGUGGAGAGACCAGGAGUUGGAGAUGAUACACGGACUUGGGGGCCACCUUUUGUUGGGACAGAAAGUACAUAUUAUCUCAGUGUUAACCGAAAUAAAAAAAGUAUUGCUGUUAAUAUCAAGGAUCCAAAAGGGGUGAAAAUCAUCAAAGAGCUCGCAGCUGUUUGUGAUGUGUUUGUGGAGAACUAUGUCCCUGGCAAACUGUCUGCAAUGGGCCUGGGAUAUGAAGAUAUAGACAAGAUUGCUCCUCACAUCAUCUAUUGUUCCAUCACAGGGUAUGGUCAGACAGGUCCAAUUUCUCAGCGAGCUGGUUAUGAUGCUGUUGCCUCAGCUGUUUCUGGUCUGAUGCACAUCACAGGGCCUGAGGAUGGAGAUCCAGUUCGCCCAGGAGUAGCCAUGACUGAUCUUGCCACUGGCCUGUAUGCAUAUGGAGCUAUUAUGGCUGGAUUGAUACAAAAAUACAAAACCGGGAAAGGACUGUUCAUUGAUUGUAACCUGCUGUCAUCACAGGUGGCGUGUUUGUCCCACAUAGCUGCAAAUUAUCUUAUUGUUCGAAAGGAAGCAAAACGUUGGGGUACAGCUCAUGGCAGUAUUGUUCCUUACCAGGCUUUUAAAACCAAGGAUGGCUAUAUCGUAGUUGGAGCAGGAAAUAACCAGCAGUUUGCCACUGUGUGCAAGAUCUUGGAUUUGCCUGAGUUGAUUGAUGACUCCAAGUAUAAAACUAACCACCUUCGGGUACAGAAUAGAAAAGAGCUUAUUAAAAUAUUAUCUGAACGGUUUGAAGAAGAACUGACCAGCAAGUGGUUACAUCUUUUUGAAGGCAGUGGAGUCCCGUAUGGCCCAAUCAACAACAUGAAGAAUGUAUUUGCAGAACCUCAGAAACCAUUGGUGUGUUUUGGAAAUAUUGAGGAUGCCGCCAAUGUGAGUAUCCCCCAUAUCAGAUAGUGGGCAACCCUGCCCUGAGAACUUAGACGACUCAGAUCAGAUCUUCCCAGUGGGCUAACCUGGCACCUAACUUCUUCAUGUUUCAUGUUCCUCACCUGUAAAAUGCUGAUAAAAAUGACUAUCUCAAACAAUGCCUGUUAGGAGGAUUAAAUUAAAAGAGCUAAUGUGUGAAGAAAAGUUGCUUAGUGCAUUGAACUCUGGCUCUGGGGUCUGCAGACCUGGAUUUGAAUCCUGGCUUUUCUAUUUAAAAACUGUGUAACCUUGGUGAUGUAUUUAAUUCUUUGUGCUCAGCAAUAAAUGUUGUAAGGCAUGUAAGUGGCAUAGCGCCCGACACAUUGUGAGUACUCAAUAAAUACUUGAUAUUAAUGUUAAAUUGUAAAUCUGUGCAGAUGAUAACUUUUUUUGAUGAGCUGAUAAUAAGACAAUGCCUAACUCUGAUGGUGGAUGGUUUCCCUAAAUGUAACAACAGAUCUGGAGAGUUUAGUGGCAUGUAGAUUGUCAUUCUAUUCAUUCAUAAUCUGCCAACUUGUUAGGGAAUGAGUGUUUUUGUAGGUUUAAGCUAAAAGUGUGAUUGCAUGCAUUUGUCUUAAAGACACCUGGAAUCAUUUAGCUCGUCCAUGUUUUAGAAAACUUCUAUGGUAAAUGUGAGAGUUAAACAGCAUUGUAUAGUUGUAGCUUCUCUGUACUAUGUUUUAUUGUGUGGAUAAUUUUAAUGACCAAUGUCUUGAGGGUAAGAAUGACUUUGGUGGUUCAGCUAAAAAGCUGACUUUUACAGAAGAGGUGUAUUGUAUUUAUUGAUAUCUACAGUCUGCAUAAAAAUGUUCCCUUGACUUCCCUUAGACAUAUGUUUGUCAUAUACAUAAUUUAUGUCAUAUAUGUCAGAGUUUCUCAUAUAUUUUCGUCCUAUCAACAGUUGUACUUCUGUGCCUAACAGAUUUUUCCUCUUCCAGCAUCUCUCCUUUCUAAUCCAUUUUACUAAACUUGACAAUCAUUUACCUAAAACAUGACUUCUGUUUAUUUCACUCCUCUGCCUAAUGGUUCCUCAUCCUGACCUUAAUGCCUGUCUCCACUAUCAUAUGUUCAUUUUACCAUUCUGUGUAUCCUGGCCCAUGAAACUGCUAUUUCUUCAUAAACUAUAAUAUAUGACUGAACAGUUUUUUCUGUAGGAGAUAUCUGGUGUUCUAUAUAGUAUUUGACAUAUGAUCUCAAAGUAGUGCAGCCUGCCCUCAUCCUCUUUUGACCAGCCAUUUUCUGAGGCAAUGUGGGUAUUUAUGAGCCCCCAGAACUGGACCAGUUCUCAAAGAAAAUGGAAGAUCAAGAACUCCGAGAACUUCCAGGAAAUGGAUGGGAGGAUGGCCAGCUUGCGAUGGUCCAGGAUGCACUCUCUGAUCAAUGAAACCCUUCCUCUUUGUCAUUUUUUUUUUCUCACUGAUUAGUCCUCAUGGAAUUCUGAGGCUCAAGCUUGUUGUUCACAAAAGGCUGCUCUUUGGAUGACUGUCCCUUCAUCUAGCCUGAACUCACUUUUCAGUCCUGGGUGUUAUUCAUUCCAGACCAGGAGUGUGUGAGUGUGAUGCUGGGCAGGCAGCAUGGUCCCAGGUGGCCUGGUGUCUAACACUUGGUUGAGCUUUCACGGGCCCAUGAUCUUGGGUGUGAUAGAACAGUAUCUCUCCAACUUAAGCAGGCAUCAGAGUCUCCUGCAGGGACUCUGCUGGACAUAGUCUGCUGGACCCCACUUCUGAGUGUCUGAUUCAGUAGGUCUGGUGUGGGGCCUGACAGUGUUUAUUUCUAGUACUUUUUGGGGAACUCAUGACAAAUUCCAAUAUUCCAGCAGUAUUGUAAGGAAGUGCAAUAUUGCUGGGUGGUAUGAUUAUGAAAGUGCUCGAUACCUUCAUAUCUCGGUGUGGCUGCUCAUGUUUGAAUGGUCUUGUAGGCUUUCCCCAAGUCUUUCCAUAUGCAACACCUAGAUCAAAUGCUACAUCUUUAAUGAUGUUUUUGUGACUCCUUUAACCAGGGGAUAAAACAUUUGCUGUUACUCUUCUAACUUCUUAGCAAUGUGUUUGCCCCUCUUAUAAUAUUUAUCACCAUGUACCCUACAUAAAGUAUGCCUGUCUUUCUACCAACACAUAAUCUCUUUGAAGGUGAGUGUGUUGGUCUCAUUCAUCUUGCUGCUUCUAAUGCUUGGUACAAGUGCCUUAGAUGCAAUACAUAUUAUUGGCCCUGUGCCCAGAUACCUUUGAGUCCACUUUUUUACCUCUGUUAAGUCUAUGUUCCACCUUUAGCACACUUUGUUCCUAACAACUUGAACUUGUAACAUUUUCUGGAGGACUGAUCUUGAAUUACUGGAGGCAUUUCACUCAGACAUAUGGUAAGCUGGGAUUGUCUAGAAGUUUAUCUCCACAGCAGUGUUAUGCUGCAGAGUGGUGCAGCAGUAUGAAGGCCCUGCUUCUUGCCUUGAGGUGGACACACUACAGCUCUCUGCAGGAUCAGGCUGAGGCAGCCCCUUCAAACCCUUGUUUGGAUUCUUCCCCUUCUCUGUCCUGCUUUCCUUACUCCUUUGACUGAUUUCUCCUGGGAGCACUUCCCUAAUGAAUCAUUUGCACACAAACUCUUCUCUCAUGGCCUGCUUCAGGAGAACUAGCAGGUGUUGUGUGAAUAUUUUAGAAUGAAUGAAUGCUUGAAAAGGAGUGUAGCAUAAUAGGAGCGUGGACUCUGUAGCCAGACUGCCCGGGUUUGAAUCCCAGUUCUACCACUUAGCAGUCAUGUGACUUUGAACAAAAAACCUUUUUGUGUUUCAGCUUUUUUAUUCAUUUACUGAAGCUCAAACAGUACUUUAUAUGGGGUUGUUAUGAGAAUUAAGUAAAUUAAUACUUUUAAAGCACGUGGAACAGUUUCUGGCACAUAAUAAGUGGUAG
Molecule: messenger RNA, 4209 nt
Organism: Cercocebus atys (sooty mangabey)
Lineage: Eukaryota; Metazoa; Chordata; Mammalia; Primates; Cercopithecidae
Gene: SUGCT
Product: succinyl-CoA:glutarate-CoA transferase
Exons: 13
Coding region: 122-1297 (391 amino acids)
Molecular function (GO): catalytic activity
Source: RefSeq, a predicted model, not a curated record